ACCAUUGCAAUGCCAACAAGAGUUGAGGGCAGACGUAUCGGUUUUUGAAAAGUGUGUGUUUUUGAAUUUUCAAAGUGACUUUUUGUGUUUUUGAAUGUGUGAUUUUGAAUAACUGAUGCUUUUGCAUCGCAGAUCAUCCUGACAUCGUUAAGUGGAAAGUGACAAACAAAUUACCAAAGGAAAUUACAAUUUCUUCCAAUCCACAUUACGAGUACAUUGUUGCUCUCACUGAUGAGAUAAAACACGUAACAGAGACAUAUGGAGACUGUAAUUGUGACGCUGACAUGAUUGAUAUGGAAAGACAUUAGUACAUGCUUGGUUUUGGUGGAAAAGGUUACGGUAGUAUAUCAAUGGUUAGUUUAGUUCAUAAUGAUUGAUACAGAAAGACAUUAGUCUGUAGGCGUAUUAGAAAAGGUAAGGUUAAACUUGGAAAUCUGACAAAGAUCCCAUUAAAGACCGGAAAGGUUAAACCAUGGAGGUAUGUGUCAAUAAUUGAUGCAAGAAAGAGUAAUAUCAUAAAGAAAGGAAAGGAUUAUGAUAUAAAAGUGAUUAACCUUGGAAAAUUGGAAGAGGUUAUUGAUACCAAAAACAUUAAAUGUUUCUAAAAAGCCAUUGAAAAAAAUGAAAAAAUGUGUUAAUAUAUCAAUGGUUAAACUUUAAAAGAAGCCGAUAACGAUAAUGUAACUACAUCGUGUAACUACAUAAAUACUAUAGUAAUUGAUAAUGAUUGAUACAAAAAACAUUAGUGGAUGCUAGUGAAGAGCCAAAACGAAGAAAAAGUUAAUCAAAUAUAUAAUGGUAUAAACGAUUCUGUAAAUUGGCGUGACUCGAAAUAAAAUGGGUUAACGAUGUAGAUAAUGCUUCUAGAGAAAUAGCCGAAUCAAAGUAUUACGAUAAAUGCUAUGACCUGCGGUUCAGAUGUAUUACGUAAUUCAAUGGAUAGUUAUCGGAUUGGAAAAUGGGAGAUCGAGAUUUGUGGAAUGGCGGAUGGAGUUGGUGAAAUCUGCAAGAGAUGCUGAGGAUGCUGAAGGGUAAUCUGCUAUUCGACCAAAAUGACGCGACGGAAAAGUGUGUGUUCAAAGUGGACUUUAAUUUUAUUAGUAGUUAUUAUAUGUCAGUUUGUUUAUUCAAGACCACAGGAGGUGACUUCGUCGUCACCGGCUAAUGAUGCACCAACAAACAAUGUACAAACCACAGAAUCAACAAGGAGCUCCAGUGAAAAGACUCCAGGAAACGCGACAAAAGAAGAAGUGACCACCAGCAGCGCUUCCAGGAAUGUCAAGACUAAAGGCGCUGGUAUUGGCGACUCCAUCAAGAUGGUUGCCAGCCAGUUGCUUGAAAAUCCUUCUAAUUCUUCAGGACCAGUACCCAUAGUACCUGACACCAGAAUACCCCCGAAACUUAAAAAUCAACUUGCACAAAAACAUAAAAUAAAAACAAGACAUGAAAAUGGAGAAGAACCCUUAGAAAAUGCACAUGUUGGUGUCGCUGUACCUGUCACAAUGGAAGAGUUGGAAUCUGAAAAUAAAGUAAAUGAACCAUCAAAUGAAUCAUCGACGUCUAAUGAAGGCAUUUCUACCUGGAUUCUAUUAAGUAACACUGCGAAUAAAGAAAAUAUUACAUCUACUACUGAGCCUACAAAAGCAGAUGAUAGUAUAAAGAAACAGAAACCACUGCCUUCUAAAAACAAAACGAAACGUCCUCAGGUCAACAAAGUGCCAGUAGUUAAACGUCCGAUUAUUGGCAGUACGAACAAAUCAGAUUUAGUUGCUGGAGGAUCAGCUAUAAACGAAAAUGUAUACAAUAAAAUUAAGGAUACUGUAUUAUCCAAUGUUCAGAAAAACAAAAGUACGACCACCCAACGCACCACAACGCCCUCAACCACCACUGUUGUUACAACCACAGAACCGCCUACAACGAAAAAAGAAGUUGUUACAAAGCCAACAGUGACUCUCCCCGUUGUCAAGGUUACCUCGAAACCGACAAAGAAGAAGAACAAAAAUAAGCACAAACUCACUACAACAGAAGCACCAGUUGUUAAUGAAUCUGCUUUAUUACCAAUGGAGCCAAAAGAACAAGAAAUUGAACUUGAAAUCAGCACCCCAGCAGCCACUACCAAGAAACCAAAACGCACGUCUACCAAGAAAAAGAAGACAAAGAAGCGUAAGACCACCAAACCUAAACCUGAAACUGGCACUGCAGUUAGUGAAGUUAAAACGAGCAAUAAAACAAAAUCUAGUAAGCCUUCAAAGAAACCAACAAUAACAGAUGUUACUGGCCCCAUCACCUCCCAAAUCUACAAUUACUUUUCCAGAGAAGUGAUGCCUUCUGUAGGAGUUGGAGUUAUUGGUUUAGCAAGUUUGGUUGGUAUAGCCAGCUACUUCCUGUAUCCUUUCGCAACACCGGUACGAAGGACUUUUGAAGUAGAUAAGAAAGAUGAUAUUUAUAAACACAAUGCUGAAGAAUACGCCAAUGAUGGCAACGGACAAGCUGAAGAAGAAAUGCUUGGGACAGUACUAGCUGGAAUGCCGGCACACUCAAAACAUAAGCUUAAUCCCUAUGCUGGCCAAACUACUCAUGUAAAUAGAAACCCAUACCCAGUGAAGAAAGACCAAGAUCUUAGAUAUCGCCACGUAUCAACAAGCAAUUAUGAGCCUAAUUACAAUGUGCGCUAUCCGCAACAAAAAACUGGAAUCGCACAUGGCGCUGUAUACUCUGAGCCGGUAAAUUAUAGCCCACAACAGCCACAAUAUGAGACACGAAAUGUAUAUACCACAGAAAGUAAAUACACAUACGAUAAGGGACCAACUGCUUAUACUCCAUCUUACCCAGCAGUAGAGCCCAUCUAUGCUGCACCUCAAACAGGACCCUCAGAAAUAUCAUCGUACGGAAGUGAUGCAUCUAACGCUGUCGUCUACGGGGUCAAACCGUCAUCGGAAUCAGAUUUCAAACCAGUGUAUCCCUUCGAAGGCCAAUAUUAUGGUGAACAUCAAACUACUAGCACUCCAAUGGCAUACGCACCAACAUCAAUGUAUCUCGGCUCCAAUAAUGAGGAACAACCUGAAGAUACUAAAUAUGAUGAAAAUACAAGUGAAGAUGAAGAUAGCGUAGACAAUAAGUUUGUGGUCGGUAAUGUUCCUAAAGAGCUGUCAGACUCAGUUACCCCCGCCGUCGUACCAGAGCAUGGACCAAGAAAUUUAAAUAGGAAAAAGAGAAGUCCGGUUUACCAAAAGCGUAGUAUCACGGGUUCCAUUGAGGAAAUCCUUAAAGCAGCGAAGGAGCAAAACAAGGAUGUGUUUCUUAGCAACGAAAUAGACGAAGCUCUAGGAUUAACAGUUAAAAAUGUACCAGUUCCAACUGAACAAAUCAAAGUGGAAACUGAAAACAAAACAGCUGAAAUAAAAGAAGAAAUCGUUCCUGUUUACGCAGUAUCUGUGGAUCCUACAGAAGAAACAAAAACUACAACAAAUGUACCCGUUACAACUGAAAAGAGCGAUUUCAUAGUUGAAAGUGUAUCCACUCUUCCGAUCAAUGGUAACAAACAAGAACCAACUACCGAAACUGAUAUGUCAAAUGAACUAGACGUCACGACUAAAACUUUUAAAGUAUACGAGGUAUUUUCGUCUAACAGUCCGGCGGACACAACUGAGCCAACCGGCACACACGAAGCAAAAACAGAGACAACCACAGCUAAGAGAAUAAUGACUGAGACUACGACUGAAUUUAAGUCAGAAACAACUUCAACUAUGCCAUCUACUUCACCUGUUUCAGAAACAAAAGGACCAGCACCAGUUCCCAGUACUUCAAGACCAAGACCAACUAUGUACCCAGAAGUUAUAACCUACCCUCCUCUUAAUCAGGAAGGGGGUAUUUUCACAUUUCUUAAACGACUCAUAGAAUUCAAAUACAGACUCGGACUGAGUAUUAUACAGAAUACGUCAGAAUCUCUAAAUAGGUAUUUAAGGAGUAUGGAAAAUGCGGCGCAGAGCGUAGCCAAUGCUUCUAAGACUUAAGUUUUUAGCAUUUAUUUAUAAUCAAAUACGCACAACGGUGAGUCUAAUAGAGAGGAGGAGCGAAAGACUUAAGAAGAAUCAUAAUAUGACGAAAAAUAUGAUUACAUACUUAACGCGCAUUUAAAACAUUAAAUACAAAUCUCUAAAUAAUAUGCGAUUAAGAAUGUAAUAUAUGGGCUAUAUAUAAGAAUAACUAAGUGGAAGUAGGUUCCUACUAAAAGUAGGUUAGGUACCGUACUUAAACAACGAUUUAUAGCCUACUACGUUAUUAAGGUUGUAAGAAAACAGGGAAAUAUGUAAGCUAAUAAAUAAUAAAUACUUUAGUAAUUAUAACAUAUAAAUUAUAAUUAUUAUUAUAAAUUCGGAGGCUGGGUUUAACUUAUUUUUUAAGCCCUACUGAAUUUGUAAUUUU
This is a messenger RNA of Cydia fagiglandana, 4425 nucleotides long. RefSeq lists its product as uncharacterized. Lineage: Eukaryota; Metazoa; Arthropoda; Insecta; Lepidoptera; Tortricidae. The transcript is spliced from 4 exons. The coding region runs from base 1053 to 4013 and encodes 986 amino acids. The record is from RefSeq and is a predicted model, not a curated record.